Molecule: messenger RNA, 1075 nt
Organism: Dalotia coriaria
Lineage: Eukaryota; Metazoa; Arthropoda; Insecta; Coleoptera; Staphylinidae
Exons: 2
Coding region: 144-905 (253 amino acids)
Source: RefSeq, a predicted model, not a curated record
UCAUUGAAACAUCAAAACAGAAAAUCAUCAAUUUUUCAGUUCAAACAAUUUUCUAAAUUAAAUCACACCUAAACCUUUUUAAAUUUGUUUUAACAUACAAUUGCAUUCAAUACGUGUUGUUUAAUUGAAAUUUACAGUACAAGAUGAAUACAUGGUCGGCUCACUUGCUUUUGGCUAAAAAAUACCUUCUGCACGUUUUCGAUCUCGAAAUUAUUUCUAUGUGGCAAUGUGUAGAGAUUGCCUUGGGACUGCUGAUGGUCACAAUCUUAUUCUAUUUGAUGCUUGAAUCCAGCAAGUACGAAAGAGCUGUUAGAAACUAUGCAUGCCCUAACUCAAUCCAAUUCAAAACCGAACAUCGAGAUGGGCUACAUGAUUCGGAUAUGAGUAUUGGCUAUCAAGAAUACAGAGCAAGACGAAAAUUGCGUCCAUGUACCCUAUCCAAAUUAAGUUGGACCACGGAGGAACGCAAUAAGUUCGUGGACAUCCUCAACGGAAGACUGGAAGUAAUGAAGGGUAGUCCAGAACACGAUCGUUAUGCUGAGCAACUAUUAUCGCUAUCACCAUCGCAAUUCGUCCGACUGGAUAAGGAAGAACAGAAGCGAAAAGUCGCCUGUGCGCUGUCACUGUCAACGCUGUAUCGCAACGUGAAGGAAAAGCGCUUCAGCGAUGAAGAGUUACUGAAACAACUCGAAGCCGCCAAAGAGGAGUGUCAAUAUUCAGCCUACGCGCGUGAAAUUAUGGAUUAUGUUAAAGCGGAAAACGUCACUGAUAGUCUGAUUGACUUACUGCAGGAGUUCAUUGAUAACAGCAGUGUUGACAACCCACCACCCAUGAGUGAAUUCACGUCGAUGGUCUAUGACGUUGGUAAUUUCAACAUAAAACCUUUGAAGAAACUGCAAAUGUAAAUUUGAAUUCCAUUUCCAAAUAAUCCACCAGUUUGGAAUAUUUAUUGAUUUUGAAAAUGAAAAUGCAUGAGAAACACUACAAAUUUUAGCGAUAAAACGUUUUAAAUUCAUAAUAAAAAUUUAAUAAAUUCCGGAAAAUUUGAAGCGAGCCACAAAAACAUAGAAUGCAA